Messenger RNA from Cryptomeria japonica (Japanese cedar), 2343 nucleotides. RefSeq names its product subtilisin-like protease SBT1.7. The record is from RefSeq and is a predicted model, not a curated record. Lineage: Eukaryota; Viridiplantae; Streptophyta; Pinopsida; Cupressales; Cupressaceae. Gene Ontology annotation, molecular function: serine-type endopeptidase activity. The transcript has a single exon. Gene Ontology annotation, biological process: proteolysis. Bases 1 to 2343 code for a protein of 780 amino acids.
AUGGCGAGCGCCUGUGUUGCCACUUUCGUACUCAUCUUGGCCUCUAUUUUUGCCAUUUCAUUGGGUACUCCUCAAGGUGAAGUUGCACGAAAGCCAUACAUAGUUCAUGUGGUUAAGUCCGCGAAACCCAGCCAUUUAACAUCACACCACAAGUGGUAUGCUUCAAUGCUUCACCAGGUCUCGCAAUCAGACUCACAUGCAACAGAGUUGUUAUAUACAUAUGAUACUGUCUUGCAUGGCUUUGCUGCGAUGCUGAGCAGCGCAGAGGCUGAAGCCAUGGAGACUAUGGACGGGUGCUUAGCUGUAAUUCCGGCCUCUCUUCAUCAACUAGACACCACGCACUCACCUGAGUUCCUCGGCCUUGUCAGUUCCUCUGGAUUCUUGUGGAAUUACUCUACUUAUGGCGAAGGUAUCAUUGUGGGCGUGAUUGACACAGGCAUAUGGCCUGAAAGCAAAAGCUUCAGUGAUGCAGGCCUUGGACCCAUUCCUGCUAGGUGGAAAGGCAUUUGUGAAGUUGGGCAGAAGUUCAAUUUAUCCAACUGCAAUAAGAAAAUCAUUGGUGCUCGAUACUACUUCAAAGGCUACGAAAAGAGUUACAAUACUAGCAUUGAUCCAGUCUCGGAAUACAAAUCUGCUCGAGACAGUGGUGGGCAUGGGACACAUGUAGCUUCAAUUGUUGCGGGAUCUCCGGUGGAUGUUUCUAGUUGGUUUGGUAACGGAAAGGCCAGAGGGAUGGCCCCUCAAGCCAGGCUUGCCAUUUACAAAGCGUGCUGGAAAGACGGUUGCACCGACGCGGACAUAACUGCUGCGAUAGAUCAAGCGAUUGCUGAUGGCGUCGACAUCAUUUCAAUCUCAAUCAGUUCAAAAGAUGUGCCUUUUUACAAGAGCACAAGAGCCAUUGCAGUAUUCGGGGCCAUAAAAAAUGGUGUUCUUGUUUCUGCCUCCGGAGGAAACUCAGGACCAUUUUCAUCUACUCUGAGUAACACAUUGCCAUGGGUUAUGACUGUAGGCGCCAGCAGCAUCGACAGAGAUUUCCCUGCUUUUGUACUACUGGGCAAUGGAGCGACCUACAGAGGCACCUCCACCUACAAAGGAGGAAAUGGAAAAUUGCAUGGGCCCUUCUCUGUGGUGUAUGCUUCCGCCAACAACAGCUCAAAGCGUUGUCUUAAAGGCAGCCUGGACCCCAAUGUGGUGAAGGGUAAGAUAGUGCUGUGCGAUCAGUUAUUAGUUUCUAAGAAUCCAGGGGAGUCCAUUGCCGUGGAGAAAGGGAAUGAAGUGGCCAGAGCAGGCGGUGUAGGAAUGAUUGUUGCGAAUGAAGUGCAUAUCGGAGCACAACAGCGGAUUACCAAUCCUAUUAAUGGUCUGUCGUCUAUCAGCGUCAGUUUUAGAGUUGGUGAAAGAAUAAAAUCCUACAUCAACCGUACGUUGAGUAAUGCCACGGCCGCGAUGAACAUCACAGGCUUGACUGUUGUUGGAGAAGAAAUAACUGCUCCCAUGGUUGCUGCAUUUUCUUCCCGGGGACCGAGUAUAGCCUAUCCGCUUAUUCUCAAGCCUGAUAUGAUUGCUCCGGGCGUCAACAUUUUGGCAGCCUUGGGAGAUGGUUACGAAUUUAAGUCAGGGACUUCAAUGGCUGCCCCUCACGUUAGUGGAGUUGCAGCGCUGAUAAAAGCCGUGCAUCCCAAGUGGAGCCCUGCCGCCAUAAAAUCUGCUCUCAUGACGUCUUCUUACAUUCUUGACAAUGCAAAGCAGCCCAUCAGAGAUUCAUACACCAUGCAAGUAGCCGACCCCUUUGCAAUGGGUGCAGGUCACAUAGAUCCCGAAGCUGCGGUAGAUCCUGGACUUGUCUAUGAUAUGGAGCCUCAAGAUUACAUCAACUUUCUCUGCUCUCUAAACUACACCAAACAACAAAUUGCUCUACUCACCAAUGAGCCCUGCCCCAACUCCAAUUUUACAGCCACAGAUCUGAAUUACCCCUCAUUUUCCGUGGUUUUCAAUUCGGGCACUCAAUCUGUUCAGGUGAAGAACAGAACACUGACGUAUGUGGGCAACACUCUGGAUGUUGUGUACAAGGUGAGCGUGAAAAGCCCUCGCGGCGUGAAAAUGUUUGUGGAGCCACAGCAAUUGAAGUUCAAAAGAGUAAAUGAGCAAGCCAAGUACAGUGUGAAAUUUGAAAAUGAAGGGACAGCCAAAGCUGGCACAGUCCGAUUUGGAGAGAUAAUGUGGAAUUCUGUCAAUGGAGGGAAACACAUUGUUCGUAGCCCAGUUAUCGUAGCAUUCCAAAGUUCCAUCCUAUCUUUAGACCAUUCGAGUAGCAAUACCACUUAUGCUUUUUAUCUGCUUUAG